AUGAAGGUGCAAUUAUCGUCGACUCUGUCCCUGAGCCAAUUCCUCUCUUGCCUACCCAUUCUUAUCCUCAGCCUCGACCAUAUGGUCUUUUGGCUGUACUCGAUCUAAUGACCUACCUGGCAAGCCAUUUGGUACCGCGGGGUGGCAACUUUUCUGGUUCUGGGCCCGGAGAUGCCAUGGUGUCAAUAGCCCUCAACCUACUUACCAUUGCUUUGGAAACAGGAGCCGAUGCUAUCCCUUCUAGCCCCGAACUCUUGGGGCUGGUGCGAGCCGAUAUGACUAAGCAUUUAAUGUUGGUAAGAAAUCUAUCAGAUGAAGCUGCACAUUGA
This is a messenger RNA of Protopolystoma xenopodis, 329 nucleotides long. The record is from the annotation of a GenBank genome assembly. Lineage: Eukaryota; Metazoa; Platyhelminthes; Monogenea; Polystomatidea; Polystomatidae.